GAUCUGUACAAGGACAUCAUGAUGGAGAAUCACCAGUCCCUCACAUCACCAGAUGGAUCCAGUCAGAGAAAUCCACCAGAGAGAUGUCCCAGUCCUCAGUAUUCCCAGGACUGUCCAGAGGAGAAACCGAAUAUCCCACUGGAUCAUCAGGAAAGUUCUGGUGAAACGACGAGUAGACUUGAAAAACCCAUCUCGGUGUCUGUAAAUGUGGAAGACCGGAUGAGAGACUCCUAUGGACAUCUUCAUUUAUCUUCCCAUCAUGAAGCAGAAGAUAACAAUAUCACACAUGAUGAUUCAAUAACUCCUAAUGUACCCUCAGUCUUUCACAGCAGAGAUCUAUCCACUGAUACUGCUGGUCACAAGAAACCUUCAUCUAAGCAAUUACUGAUUGGCAAAACAAGAACUAAACAGAAAUGUGGGAACAUUUUUUCUAGUCGGAAACAUUUUAAAAAGAAAUCUACUCUUUUUUUGCAUGAGAGAAAUAGCAGAGAUAAUGGGUCAUUUUCAUGCUUGACUUGUGGAAAAUCAUUUAGCAUGAAAUCCAUUCUAGUUAGACAUCAGAGAACUCACACAAGGGAGAAUCCAUAUUCAUGUCCUGAAUGUGGGAAAGGCUUUAACAAUCAAUCAACUUUUAUUCUGCAUCAGAGAACUCAUACAGGGGAGAAGCCAUUUUCAUGUCUUGAAUGUGGAAAGUGCUUUAGUCAGAAAUCACAUCUUGUUACACAUCAGAGAACUCACACAGGGGAGAAGCCAUUUAUGUGUUGUGAAUGUGGGAAAUGUUUUAGUCACAAAUCAAGUCUUGUUAAACACCAUAGAAGUCACACAGGGCAGAAGUCAUUUUCAUGUCUUGAAUGUGGAAAAUCUUUUAGCAUGAAAUCCAUUCUAGUUAGACAUCAGAGAACUCAUACAGGGGAGAAGCCAUUUUCAUGUCUUGAAUGUGGAAAGUGCUUUAGUCAGAAAUCCAUUCUAGUUAGACAUCAGAGAACUCACACAAGGAAGAAUCCAUAUUCAUGUCCUGAAUGUGGGAAAGGCUUUAACAAUCACUUACAUUUUAUUCGGCAUCAGAGAACUCACACAGGGGAGAAGCCAAUUAUGUGUCUUGAAUGUGGUAAGUAUUUUGGUGCGAAAUCAAUGCUUAUAAAACAUGUAAUAAGUCACAUAGGAGAGAAGCCAUUUUCAUCUUCAGAAUGUGUUAAACCUUUUAGCCAGAAAUCCCAUGUUGAGGAACAUGAAAAACUCCACUUAGAGGAGAAGCCAUUUUUAUGUUUACAAUGUGGGAAAUGCUUUAAGACUCAGUCAAGUUUUUUUCGGCAUCAGAGAACUCAUACAGGGGAGAAGCCAUUUUCAUGUCUUGAAUGCGGAAAGUGCUAUAGUCGAAAAUCUAUUCUUGUUACCCAUCAGAGAACUCACACAGGAGAGAAGUCAUUUGUGUGUCCUGAAUGUGGGGAGUGUUUUGAUGUGAAGUCGUUUCUUAUACAACAUCAAAGAAUUCACACAGGGGAGAAGCAAUUUUCAUGCUCAGAAUGUGAGAAAUGUUUUAGUAAGAAAUACAAUCUUGUUAGACAUCAGAGAACUCACACAAAGGUGAAGCCAUUUUCAUGUCUUGAAUGUGGGAAAUGUUUUCAUAGUCAAUCAAAUUUUUCUGAGCAUCAGAAAUCUCAUACAGGAGAGAAGCCAUUUUCAUGUAUUCAAUGCGGAAAAUACUUUAGUUCGAAAUCAAAUCUUGUUACACAUCAGAAAACUCACACAGGAGAGAAGCCAUUUGUGUGUCCUGAAUGCGGGAAAUGUUUUGGUAAGAAAUCAAAUCUUGUUACCCAUCAGAGAACUCACACAGGAGAGAAGCCAUUUGUGUGUCCUGAAUGUGGGAAGUGUUUUGAUGAGAAGUCAUUUCUUAUACGACAUCAAAGAAUUCACACAGGGGAGAAGCCGUUUUUAUGUUCAGAAUGUGGGAAAUGUUUUAGUCAAAAAUCACAUCUUGUUACACAUCAGAGAACUCACACAGGGGAGAAGUCAUUUUCAUGUCUUGAAUGUGGAAAGUGCUUUAGUCAGAAAUCGUAUCUUGUUAUACAUCAGAGAACUCACAUAGGAGCAAAUCGGAGAACUCAAAUAGGAGAGAUGCCAUUUAUGUGUCCUGACUGUGGGAAGUAUUUUACGUUGAGAUCAAGGCUUAACUAUCAUCUAAGAAGUCACACAGGGGAGAAGCCAUUUCCAUGUCUUGAAUGCGGAAAAGGUUUUAGUCAUAAAUCACAUCUUGUUAGACAUCAGAGAAAUCACACAGGGGAGAAGCCAUUUAUGUGUUCUGAAUGUGGGAAGUAUUUUACAGCGAGAUCAAGGCUUAACUAUCAUCUAAAAAGUCACACAGGGGAGAAGCCAUUUCCAUGUCUUGAAUGCGGGAAAUGUUUUGUUCAGAAAUCACAUCUUGUUAGACAUCAGAGAAGUCACACAGGGGAGAAGCCAUUUAUGUGUUCUGAAUGUGGGAAGUGUUUUGGUGUGAAAUCAGUGCUUAUAAAACAUGUAAGAAGUCACAUACAGUAAGAGAGACGCCAUUUUAAUGUUCAGAAUGUGGGAAAUGUUUUAGCCAGAAACCAAAUCUUGUAAAACAUCUAAGAACCCACUUAGGAGAGAAGCCAUUUUCAUGUCUUAAAUGCGGUAAAUCUUUUGGUAUAAAGCAAAUCUUAUUAGACAUCAGAAAUGUUUAACCUGUCAAGCAAGUGUUGUUCGACAUCACAGAACUCACAACAUAUAGGAGAAGCCACAUUUAUGUGGAAAAUUUGGCAAGUCUUUUAUUCAGAAAUCAAGUCUUGCUAAACAUGAGAGAAUUCACUUAGAAAAGAAGCCAUUGUAAUGUUCAGAUUGUAAGACAUGUGAGAGAUGUGGAGCUUCAUUGUGAGAUCUGCUGCCUAAUCAUGUAUUCUGUAUAACUUAAAACGGUUGUCCAGUUUCACAUAUUAAUGACCUAGGGAGGAUAUCAUGGACAUCUUUGCAUGUGAUCAAACCCCCUUCCACCAUCAAUCAGACAGCAUACCGUAUUUUUCGCCCCAUAAGACGCACUUUUUCUCCCCCCAAAAUGGGGGGAAAAUGCCCCUGCGUCUUAUGGGGCGAAUGCUGCCAGCUUUACAUCGCAAA
Messenger RNA from Bufo gargarizans (Asiatic toad), 3126 nucleotides. RefSeq names its product oocyte zinc finger protein XlCOF6-like. The record is from RefSeq and is a predicted model, not a curated record. Bases 19 to 2535 code for a protein of 838 amino acids. Gene Ontology annotation, molecular function: RNA polymerase II cis-regulatory region sequence-specific DNA binding; DNA-binding transcription activator activity, RNA polymerase II-specific. The transcript is spliced from 4 exons. Lineage: Eukaryota; Metazoa; Chordata; Amphibia; Anura; Bufonidae. Gene Ontology annotation, biological process: regulation of transcription by RNA polymerase II. Gene Ontology annotation, cellular component: nucleus.